AUGACCGAAGUGACGGGCUUUGUCCAAAGCAACGACAUCUCCAAAUACUCCGAGCUGGUCCUCGUCUGCUGCCAUGCGACCUACAUGGGCGACGGCGCCAACACCAGCGAAGACCAGUGGAUCCUCCAGCCCUUCCAAAGAGGCGACCCUAUGCUAAACAAACCCUCCGAACACGAUACCUUCAUCCAACAUAUCCUCGCGGCUGCGCAUAUCGUCCACAACGAUCCCCGUGCGCUGCUAGUAUUCUCGGGCGGAAGGACGACGCCUGCGCCUCGCACAGAGGCUGAAGGCUAUGCCACGAUCCUGAAGCACAUCGUCAACAACAAUGCCAUGCUCUAUCCCGCCGGCGUGCGCUUCGCGACGGAGACGUACGCGACAGAUUCCUACCAGAACCUGAUCUUCUCCAUCAUCCGCUUCCGGCAACUUACAGGCGUGUAUCCGAGGAACAUCACAGUUAUCACGCACGCCUUUAAAGAACGGCGAUUCCUCGAACUGCACGCCCCAGCGAUCAAGUGGCCUCACCACAGGAUUCGUGUGCAAGGGAUCAAUCCUCCAUUCACGUUGGACGAGCUGAACUUCACGCAGAAAGGCGAACAUGAGCGGGCUUACCGAUUCUUCGCCGAGGAUCCUUAUGGUGUCAGGACGCCUUUGCUGCAGAAGCGAAAGGAGAGGAAUUGGAAUGUCGACAAGGCGCAUGUCUUUCUGGGCUGGAAGUUGGAGUCUCCUGUGAUGGGGCUAUUGGAAUGGCAAGGUGGAAUGAGUGGAUGGGAGACAUUUCCAAGACGAUUGCCCUGGGAAGAUGAGACGACUGCCUGGAUGUAUGCGCCGAAGACUUGA
Molecule: messenger RNA, 837 nt
Organism: Zasmidium cellare ATCC 36951
Lineage: Eukaryota; Fungi; Ascomycota; Dothideomycetes; Mycosphaerellales; Mycosphaerellaceae
Exons: 1
Coding region: 1-837 (278 amino acids)
Cellular component (GO): cytoplasm
Source: RefSeq, a predicted model, not a curated record